Messenger RNA from Bicyclus anynana (squinting bush brown), 3627 nucleotides. RefSeq names its product two pore potassium channel protein sup-9. Gene Ontology annotation, molecular function: potassium ion leak channel activity. Gene Ontology annotation, cellular component: membrane. The record is from RefSeq and is a predicted model, not a curated record. NCBI's taxonomy places the organism in Eukaryota, Metazoa, Arthropoda, Insecta, Lepidoptera, Nymphalidae. Gene Ontology annotation, biological process: potassium ion transmembrane transport; stabilization of membrane potential.
GUGCAACCAAAACUGAGAAAAUCCUAACAAAAAACAACGAAGUGCCAAAAACAAUCAAGACAUGUAAAGUAUUCAAAAGCCAAAGAACAAGAUGAAUGGAACAAUUAUUAUUAAGGGAUCAAUUUAUCAAUAGACAUCCUUUUACAAAAAACAAUUACUUCACGCUACUAUCAAAAAAAAAAACUAUAAUAUGAUAAACGUAACAAAUUUUGUAAAUUAAGGUUACAAUUCCUAAACUAAUACCAAACAGUAUCUGUAGCAUAUUUAAAUGUCAGACGUAUUUAUUAAUCUGUGUGCAUUGUAAAUUGUUACAAAAUGGAAAUCGUGUUACAAGUAAUGUUGUUACAAAAAUGAAACGCAUAGUUUUUGUAUGAAAAUGCACUGUUUAUUAUGGAGAUGUUGCGUGAGAGAGUAUUAUUUUGAACAUAUAGUGGGGUGGUUAUGGGCGUUUUGCCCUAAGGCGGGACACAGUCAGUGAUGAAGAAGCAAAAUGUUCGCACUCUAUCCUUGAUUGUGUGCACAUUCACUUAUCUACUGGUCGGCGCAGCUGUCUUUGACGCCCUCGAGUCUACCACUGAGAGGAACAGAUUUGAAGUUUUACAAGCAAUCGAAGGGAUGAUUAAAGAAAAGUACAACAUAACCGAGGAGGACUUCCGUGUGAUGGAGACGGUGGUGCUGAAGUCUGAGCCGCACAAGGCCGGCCAGCAGUGGAAGUUCACUGGCGCCUUCUACUAUGCCACUACUGUGUUGACCACUAUUGGUUACGGUCACUCCACGCCGGCGACGAUUGGUGGCAAGCUAUUCACGAUGUUCUACGCCAUUGUUGGGAUCCCUUUAGGGCUUAUAAUGUUCCAGAGUAUCGGCGAAAGAGUUAAUAGACUUAGCAGCGUAAUAAUAAAGUCAAUAAAGCGCGCAUUGAACUGCAAGCAGACGAGCGCGUCCGAAGUUGACCUUAUCUGUGUGGUGACGACGCUCUCGUCGCUCACCAUAGCGGGCGGCGCUGCGGCAUUCUCCAAGUUCGAGGGCUGGAGCUACUUUGACAGCGUCUACUACUGCUUCAUCACUCUUACUACCAUCGGUUUCGGUGACAUGGUGGCAUUACAAAAGGACAACGCCCUAAACCGCAAACCAUCGUAUGUGAUGUUCGCACUCAUCUUCAUACUGUUUGGGCUGGCCAUUGUCGCCGCGUGUCUCAACCUGCUGGUGCUGCGCUUCGUCACCAUGAACACCGAGGACGAGAAGCGCGACCAGCAGCAGGCCGAACAGGCGCAACAAGUGGCGGUGCGGCUGGAGGGUGACGUCAUCACGGCGGACGGCGCCGUGCUGCGCGGGGUGGCGCGGGGCACCCGCCUGCCCGCCCCCUCCAGACUUAUUAGAGCUGGUGACGCGUCAGCUAUUCCUUUGUACUCUGAUGAUGACUAUUCACCAAGUGUAUGCAGUUGUUCGUGUAACUGUUUCGGACCUAAUCGGUCAAUACCAUACCGGGACCCAUUGUCUCCCGUCUUACCGACAAACAUAAAGCAAUUGAGGGCCAAAAACUACCGCGAAUUGGGCAGCAUACCGCGGUACAUCGAAAAAUCAUCAUCGAAAAACCAUUCGCAGUCCUUAAGAUUAAAUUCCGCGUCGGGUUACCUUUACAUGAACGCAAAAACCAACGAAUUCCAAAUAGACCCCGAGGACUUCCGCGAUAUAGUUGCCAAGCGACGCGAACAGUUGCGCAAAGGGAUGAUGUCGUACGACAUAUCGAACGACCGAUAUCUCGAUCCGUACAAGAAUAGUUUCAAUCGCGAAAGCCCUCACAGUUCCUCUCUAUACUCUAUGAAUAUCAGAACAGAGAAUCGCUCCAACGAUCCCUUAGUCGAUGAUUACGAUUCCGAAAAAUCUAGUUACGCUAAAAAGAAGCUAAUGAAAAACAUUGCGAGGAAUACUAAUAAUAAGCGGGUAGAGAACUAUUUUUACGAUGACGCAGUGUUGCAUUUCGAUGACGAGUACACUUUCGAUGGAUCGAUAAUUUUCGCUAAGAGGAGAAAAUCGAUUGACAGGAAUUGGGAUGAAUUCACUUGUGAUUUGCCGAAAAAUUCGAUUUACGCUGACCAGGUGUCAAAUGAUGGAAGCUACGGGUAUUAUUUACCCGAUGAUGAUGAACAGGAUCAGUAUUUCCUGAACGACACCCUGACCUUCAAUCUUCCACCACAUCGAGCGAGUAUAUAAUCGAGGGAAAAAUCAAACCAAAAUCGAGAUUAAUCGAGUUUAGGUAAGAUUUAAGUGAAAUUACUUGAUAAUGAUAAAUCUAAGGUCGACAUAAUCUUGGAUUCUUGGAUAUGUUGUUAAUUUCGAUCGCUAACUACGGUGCGACGUAAAAGAGUAGAAGUUAAUAAAAAUGGAAAAAAUGAUUUUUUUUUUGUGUGGCAACACCAUAUUUUGUCAAAUUAUUAAAACCAUAGUUGAAAUUCGUAUAAUUACCAGAAGAAUAUAAUUUGUUUAUAUGAGAUUGACUUGCAUUUAUUUAAAGGAGAUGGUCCAAAAUUGUAGCGGAAAUAACAGAAGAUAUUUUUUUAAUUAUUUUUAAUUAUACAAAUCUACAAAUUUAAUUUAAUUCUUUCGAAAUAGUAUUCAUUAUCUCCCAAGAAAUGAAACACUUUUAAGGAUAAUAAUGGCGGAUAGAUGACGUUUUCAAUGCAGUAAUCGAUUUGACGUUUGCUAUCAAAUGUCAUGUCAUAGUGGCUCUAUGGGCGCCAUCUUGAUAUUACUCAAAAACUUGGGUUUUAAUUUUAUUUAUUUAUUUUUAUUUAGUUAGAUUUAUUCACUUUAAUAAAUUUUAAUAAAAUCCUUGUAUUUUUUUAAUUUUAAUGAUACGGGGUACAAAAGUAGACCUGAAAUGGACCAUAUCCUAUAAUAAAUAUAAAUAAUUAAAUUAACUAUCUUAGUACCCAUAUCACAUGAUGCUUAGAUAGUUUUUUCAAAAUAUAUUUAUUAAUACUAGAUAAUAAUAUUAUUUUCAACAGAUCAUCUAGUUAAAAAUAAGAACAUAAUAUUACCUGCGUAUAGAAUGAAAUAUCAAUUAUUAUCAAGUAUCAAGGUUGUUGCAAUUCCAACUGGAUGACAGUACACAGGGUUACCCUAUGAACGACAAUAAGUGACUGCAGCGCCCUCAUUUGUUUUCUACUCUUUUAUGUCGCACUAUACGUCUGUAGAAACCGAUUUUACCCUUAUUAUGCUGUUUUCUAUUUGACAAGCUUUUUACCUUGAUUGUAUUAGUGAUCAUAGACAAAUUAAAAAUUAAAAAUAAUGAGGUUACUUACCGCAGUCAAUUUUGUCUGCUGCUAAGUAUCAGCAAUGUCUAUUUACUGUGAAAUACGUACCGGUAUGUGAUUUAGCGUUCCAGUACGAUGCGUUUAAACCAUAUAUCAAAAAUCUAUUUGAACUGCAUCUAUUAAACUUCAAAUAAACUAAAAUUUAAUUUUAUAGUGAUAAAUAAUUAACGAAAUAAACAAAAUAUAUACAAGUAAUACAUGCUAACUAAUUAAUCAACUUCAAUUAUUGUUUUAAAGGAAAAUAUCAUUCAUUAUACAGUGACCCAACUUAAUAAAUGUUCUUGAUACUUGAUAAGACUUUUGCAAGUACAAA